This is a messenger RNA of Ostrea edulis (European flat oyster), 2456 nucleotides long. RefSeq lists its product as uncharacterized. The transcript has a single exon. Gene Ontology annotation, biological process: neuropeptide signaling pathway. Gene Ontology annotation, cellular component: membrane. Gene Ontology annotation, molecular function: neuropeptide receptor activity. Bases 505 to 1986 code for a protein of 493 amino acids. The record is from RefSeq and is a predicted model, not a curated record. Lineage: Eukaryota; Metazoa; Mollusca; Bivalvia; Ostreida; Ostreidae.
GGGACUAUCUAUGUGUAAACAUUAAUUACGGUUCCCUUGUUUAUCAAUUGCUGAAGGCAUCACGAGUCUUGGUAACAAAAUAUCCUACUGUGUAGUGAUUAAAUGGUGAUGAUAGAUAAAUACUGGUGUCACAACAUGUCAGACGCGAUCGGGUAUGGUGUACCACCAGACACAGAAGAUAUUGUAGCCCACGGACAAUGUCUACUGUUUUCAAACAUUUUUAUCAUGCAACAGGUGCUCGCCCCUUUCCUUCUCUGAUAUUCUUAUGCAUUGUUACUGAGAACAACAGAAAAUAGCGCAAUUGUGUUGGAAAUUAUUAUUCUACUCGUAUCCGUUUUACUCGCUGUGCAGGCGACAGAAGCUCGGACUUAUUUGCAUUUCCUGUGUAUUUCCUGUUUAGUUUUCAUAUGAUCGUCAUUAGCUUCCUCGGCCUCCGUGAUUCGCACGUACGUCAAUCUCUACCCUAAGGAAUGUGAUUGUCUGGCCCAUUGCUAUUUGAUCGCUAUGGAAGAAAACACAACCAAAGUGAUUCCAGCACCCUCAUGGAAUUUCUCCGUACUGAAUCUGACAAAUCUUCGGUACAAAGAGGAAACACUUCGGAGGGUGAACGACGAAAGGUCUGAACUCCUCGCUCCCGUCAUCGCUUUCCUCUGCCUCUUGAUGGUUUUCGGAAUUCUUGGAAAUCUUCUUGUUUUGUAUGUGUAUGAAUUCCGGUUUAAACGCUCCAGUUCGCGUACUUUCAUAUUGUGUUUAGCUCUGUUGGAUUUCGUGGCCUGUGUGAUUGGUAUGCCUUACCAUAUAUACGAUAUGUACCAUACUUUUACAUACUAUGACGAGGGGUCGUGUAAAGGGUUGUCAUAUAUUCUUGGCGUUACCGUCACAGCCUCAUCAAUUGUUCUGACUCUCAUUGCCAUAGACAGAUAUCGUAAAAUCUGCAAACCGUUUGGUAAACAGAUUUCCGACCUCGGGACUAAGAAAGCUUGUUUCGCUUCCGUAUUUGUCGCAAGCCUUUUCAGCAUCCCUAACAUUAUCAUGUAUGGCAAUGCCUCCAUAGAAGUGGAGGGUGAAAAUUUCACCGGAGUCGAGUGUUAUAUAAAAGAUGAAUACGGCGACUCCUCGGAAUCCUAUGUUUAUUUUGGACUUUUCUUUUUACUCUUUAUUACCACCACAAUAGUUCUUAUAAUAUUGUAUUCCUUGGUCGGGAUCAAGAUCAGAAAGCGAGCGUCGAACAUUUCAAAUGAUUCAGUCAGCGCCAGAAAGGAGAGAGCAGCGGGUAAAAGAAAGUCCUUCAGUUUCUGCGGGGCAUCGGAUCCGGAAACUACCAACGAAAUUUUAUCUGAAACAGACGACAGUCUGUCCACCAUAAAGGUAAAAACAAUGUCGUACAAAAAAGGAACCGAUGAAACAAAUCCCGAAUGCAGAAUGGAAUAUGAAAACGCCGUAACGCCCAUUUUCAAGGGUGUAAUAGAAAAAGAAAAAGACUCCAGUUCUAGUCAUGCUUCCCACACAAGAGCCAUAGGUUCGCCCAUGAUACGAAAUAAAAAGAAGGGUGACCACCGCAAGAAAAAGUCGUUUAUUGACAACUACAGACGACAGACAAUGUCCAUGAGCGAUGACGACAGCGAAGAAGGCAGACGACAGAGCCAUCGGUCCGUUCGGAACUCCUUGUCCGUGAAAUCACUUUCAAAGAGACAGAAGAGAACAGUCCGUAUUACAGGAAUGUUGUUUAUGAUCACGUUGAUAUAUGUUGUAAGUUUUCUCCCCCACCUUGUUUUGCUGAUCUUGGAGUUCCUGGACCCUGUCAGCUUUGAGAACCUUUCCCCGUGGGCCUUUACGGGAUACAACUUUCUUCUUCGAUCUUAUUUUAUAAACAAUAUAGCUAAUCCCUUCGUGUAUGGAUUCCUUGAUCCAAAAUUUAGAUAUGAAGUAGUGUUCCUCUUUAAAAGCAUUAUAAAUUGCAAACAUAAAAAAAUCUUCCAAUACUGACAUUAUCUAUUACUGAAGGGACAUAACUCAAAUGAUUACACAGAUGCUUUUCUAAUUAAAAAUUAAAUUUCAAUUUGCGAAAGCUUGUGAAACAUUAAUUUUCUAUAAAUGUUACAUUUUAUUGCCUGAGAGAUAUAUAUAUAUAUAUAUAUUCCCGACAAAGCUUGAUGCUACUGUGCACUAUAUAACGUUAGUGUGUGAGCUUGCUGCUUUAGAUGGAGUUUUAUCUAUCAAUGAUAAAAAAAAAAGAGAAGAUAUUUCAGUUGUUUAAUUCUUUUAUAUCUAACAAUAUCCCAUACAAUAUCUAGAUUUAUACGUACUGUUUUGGUUUUUUUUUUUUAACUAUCAAAUUCUGUUUUAUUUGUUGAAAUUGUAUUGAGGAUUUGAUCUUUUUCCCCUGCGAUUGCUAUGUAAUAAACUAUGCAUUUUAAUUUUGCUCAAGAAUUUAUCAUAAAGUGUUUGAAAUGCUA